Molecule: messenger RNA, 249 nt
Organism: Arabis nemorensis
Lineage: Eukaryota; Viridiplantae; Streptophyta; Magnoliopsida; Brassicales; Brassicaceae
Source: the annotation of a GenBank genome assembly
AUGGCUUCCAAUCUUCGUCUCAUCGUCCUCCUCCUACUUGUGUCCCUCUCUGUGACUGUGACUUCCGUAUCUUCUAUUGCUCCGAGUCCGACUGAUCAAGCCAUGUUCGAUAAUGGAACUCCAUUGAACGGUUUUGUCCUAAUCGCAAUCAAAGUUGUUGGGCUGAUCGUCAUCGUUUGUAUAUUCCAUGGUGCUAUGUAUUGCAAAAUAAGAAAGGCUUUUCGUGGACAAGGUCGUAAAUUAACUUAA